CGUCAGUGCGCACGCAGCACCCGCGCAAGCAGACGCGGAGCAAACUUGGGAGCAUUUCUCACGUCGCCGAGGACUUAUCACUAUCUUUUUUUUUUUUUUUUUUUAUCCCCAUUUUUAACAAAUACGUCCUGAACCUUUUUCGGGACUCUUUUUGUGUGAUCCGACGGAGGAAAAAAAAAAAAAGGAGCGGGAGAUCCGGAGAACUCCACCCCGCCGGAGCGCGUCUGAAUGCGGGGAAGAGAGGGACGGAACCCCGGGGGGGCUGCGGUGGUCUUCUAUGUCACUCAAGCCGAAUCCACGGUUCUUGUCUUUCGGAGUAAAUCAAGACAAGCAAGCUAGGGAGUGAAUUAAGUCCUUUUUUUAACCUUUUUUGGGAGAACAUUUAUCUUUUUUGUGUAUAAAUUGGAACAAAGUGGUGCGCUGGAUGAAUGCGCCUCGAACACAGCUCGUGGUUGCCUCCCGCGUGCAGCUCCUCCGUUGACGCGAAGAAGGACGUGGGAGUGGGUCGUGUCUCGGCGCCCAUCACUCCGGGAGGAGAGGACACAGACCUAAACCGGUGCGAUGAGGAGAAGCGCGCAGUGGGCAAUUACGAGCGGAAACCGGAUGCCGCAGACCUGAAAAAAAAAAAGCAGUUUUUUUUCUUCCCGUGCUUCUGGAGGAGUUUAUCUACGGAUUUUUUUCUUAUACUUUUUGUUUUUUUUUCUGGGGACGAACCGAGGAUGCAUUGUGGAUUAGUCUUGACCCUGUUGACGGGGACGCUCUCGGUGGCCCUGGCGUUCAAAAACGACAAAUGUGGAGGGAACAUCCGCAUCUCAAACGCCAACUACCUCACCUCGCCCGGGUACCCCAUGUCGUACGCCUCCUCCCAGCGCUGCGCGUGGGUGAUCACGGCCCCGGGCCCCCACCAGCGGAUCCUCAUCAACUUCAAUCCACAUUUUGACCUGGAGGACCGAGAGUGCAAGUACGACUACGUAGAAGUGAGAGACGGCGUGGACGAGAGCGGUCAGCUGGUGGGGAAGUACUGCGGCAAGAUCGCCCCGUCGCCCGUGGUCUCCUCCGGGAACCAGCUCUUCAUCAAGUUUGUGUCCGACUACGAGACCCACGGAGCGGGGUUCUCCAUCCGCUACGAGAUCUUCAAGACGGGUCCCGAAUGCUCCAGGAACUUCACGGCCAACGGCGGCGUCAUCAAGUCCCCGGGCUUCCCGGAGAAGUACCCCAACAACCUGGACUGCACCUUCAUGAUCUUCGCACCGCGCAUGUCCGAAAUCGUCCUGGAGUUCGAGAGCUUCGAGCUGGAGCCGGACCCCACGCCGCCCGCCGGAGUCUUCUGCCGCUACGACCGGCUGGAGAUCUGGGAAGGCUUUCCCGGAGUCGGCCCGUACAUCGGCAGGUACUGUGGACAGAACACACCGGGGAGAAUCAUCUCCUACACCGGCAUCCUGGCACUGACCAUCAACACGGACAGUGCCAUCGCUAAGGAGGGCUUUUCUGCCAACUACACCGUCAUGGAAAGGACCGUUCCGGAAGACUUUGACUGCGGCGACCCCCUGGGAAUGGAAUCUGGCGAGAUAACAUCUGACCAGAUCGUGGCCUCGUCCCAGUACAACCCCAGCUGGUCCCCGGAACGAUCCAGACUCAACUACUAUGAGAACGCGUGGACGCCUGCGCAGGACUCCAACAAGGAGUGGAUACAGGUGGACCUCGGCUUCCUCCGGUUCGUCUCGGCCAUCGGCACCCAGGGCGCGGUUUCCCAGGAGACCCAGAGACCUUACUUCGUGAAGUCCUACAAAGUGGACGUCAGUUCGAACGGAGACGACUGGAUCACGCUGAAGGAAGGCUCCAAGCAGAAGGUUUUCCAAGGCAACAGCAACCCGGCAGACGUUGCCAAGACGAUGCUGCCCAAACCCACUCUGACGCGCUUCAUCCGAAUCCGGCCUGUUUCCUGGGAAAUAGGCAUCGCACUGCGCUUUGAGGUGUACGGAUGUAAGAUAUCAGAGUACCCGUGCUCGGGAAUGCUGGGCAUGGUCUCGGGCCUGAUCGCCGACAGCCAGAUCACCGCCUCGUCGCACGUGGACCGGAACUGGGUGCCGGAGAAUGCCCGUCUGUUCACCAGCCGGACGGGUUGGACCCUGCUGCCUCAGCCGCAGCCCUUCACCAGGGAGUGGCUGCAGGUGGACCUGGGCGAGGAGAAGGUGGUGAAAGGCUUGAUCAUCCAGGGAGGGAAGCACCGCGAGAACAAGGUCUUCAUGAAGAAGUUCCGCCUCGCCCACAGCAACAACGGGUCCGACUGGAAAAUGGUGCUGGACACCAGUGGGAACCGACCAAAGCUUUUCGAAGGCAAUAGCAACUACGACACUCCCGAGCUGAGAACGCUGGAGCCCCUGCUGACCCGCUUCAUCCGCGUCUACCCGGACCGAGCCACCCCCGCUGGGAUGGGCCUGCGACUCGAGCUCCUGGGCUGCGAUAUCCAAGCUCCCACGACGCCGCCUUCCACCACUCUGGCCACGCCCACGCCGUCUGACGAGUGCGACGACGACCCGGCCAACUGCCACAGCGGCACAGGUGAUGACUACGAAGUGACAGGAAGCACAACCAUGCCGGAAAGGACCACAUCAGCAGCUGGAGCGGAAAACAUCCCAGAUUUGAGGUGGUUUGCGUGUGAUUUCGGCUGGGCCAACGAUCCGUCCUUCUGCAGGUGGACUUCAGAGGAUACCAACUCUCGCUGGCAGAUCCAGUCCAGUGGCACACCCACCCUCAACACCGGACCCAACAUGGACCAUACAGGCGGCUCAGGAAACUUCAUCUUCACCUCAGCGACGGGUCUCCAGGAGACGAAGGUGGCCCGGCUGGUCAGCCCGCCGGUCUCCCCCCCGCAGGCGGACCUGUGCGUGUCCUUCUGGUAUCACAUGUUCGGCUCGCACAUCGGCAUGCUGCACGUCAAGCAGCGGCGGCAGACGGCCGACGGGCCCGCCGACGUCCUGCUCUGGACCGUCAACGGUCACCAGGGCAACCGCUGGAGGGAGGGCCGGGUCCUGGUGCCGCGCACCAACAAGCCCUACCAGGUGGUGAUCGAAGGCUUGGUGGAGAGGAAGAGCUGGGGAGACAUCGCCGUGGACGACGUCAAGGUCCUCAAUGGCCUCAGUGCCACGGACUGUAAAGAUCCAGAUGUUCCCACUGAGACGAUGCUGCCCGAGGACAACUUUAAUGAGAUCAUGGAGGAGAUCACCGAGUACCCAGACUUGGUGGAGACCAACCAGAUCAGCGGGGCGGGCAACAUGCUGAAGACCUUGGACCCCAUCCUCAUCACCAUCAUCGCCAUGUCCGCCCUGGGCGUGUUCCUGGGCGCCAUCUGCGGCGUGGUCCUCUACUGCGCCUGCUCGCACGGCGGCAUGUCGGAGAGGAACUUGUCCGCCCUGGAGAACUACAACUUCGAGCUGGUGGACGGCGUCAAGCUGAAGAAGGACAAACUGACGGUGCAGAGCUCGUACUCGGAGGCGUGAGGUCACGUGGACCGGCGCCGGGUGGGGGCGUGGACUUCUUCUUCUUCUUCUCCUCCGGGAGGGCGGACUCUUGA
Nerophis lumbriciformis (worm pipefish) is the source of this 3574-nucleotide messenger RNA. It is a transcript of the gene nrp1a, whose product is annotated as neuropilin 1a. The record is from RefSeq and is a predicted model, not a curated record. Gene Ontology annotation, cellular component: plasma membrane; axon; focal adhesion. Gene Ontology annotation, biological process: regulation of vascular endothelial growth factor receptor signaling pathway; vascular endothelial growth factor signaling pathway; response to wounding. Lineage: Eukaryota; Metazoa; Chordata; Actinopteri; Syngnathiformes; Syngnathidae. Gene Ontology annotation, molecular function: semaphorin receptor activity; vascular endothelial growth factor binding; vascular endothelial growth factor receptor activity.